CCGCGUCUCGCACACUUGCACCGGUCGCUCGCGCGCAGCCCGGCGUCGCCCCACGCCGCGCUCGCUCCUCCCUCCCUCCUCCCGCUCCGUGGCUCCCGCGCUCCUGGCGAGGCUCGGGCGCGGAGCGCGCGGACGGGCGCACCGACAGACGGCCCCGGGGACGCCUCGGCUCGCGCCUCCCGGGCGGGCUAUGUUGAUUGCCCCGCCGGGGCCGGCCCGCGGGAUCAGCACAGCCCGGCCCGCGGCCCCGGCGGCCAAUCGGGACUAUGAACCGGAAAGCGCGGCGCUGCCUGGGCCACCUCUUUCUCAGCCUGGGCAUGGUCUACCUCCGGAUCGGUGGCUUCUCCUCAGUGGUAGCUCUGGGCGCAAGCAUCAUCUGUAAUAAGAUCCCAGGCCUGGCUCCCAGACAGCGGGCGAUCUGCCAGAGCCGGCCCGACGCCAUCAUCGUCAUAGGAGAAGGCUCACAAAUGGGCCUGGACGAGUGUCAGUUUCAGUUCCGCAAUGGCCGCUGGAACUGCUCUGCACUGGGAGAGCGCACCGUCUUCGGGAAGGAGCUCAAAGUGGGGAGCCGGGAGGCUGCAUUCACCUACGCCAUCAUUGCCGCCGGCGUGGCCCACGCCAUCACAGCUGCCUGUACCCAGGGCAACCUGAGCGACUGCGGCUGCGACAAAGAGAAGCAAGGCCAGUACCACCGGGACGAGGGCUGGAAGUGGGGUGGCUGCUCUGCCGACAUCCGCUACGGCAUCGGCUUCGCCAAGGUCUUUGUGGAUGCCCGGGAGAUCAAGCAGAAUGCCCGGACUCUCAUGAACUUGCACAACAACGAGGCAGGCCGAAAGAUCCUGGAGGAGAACAUGAAGCUGGAAUGUAAGUGCCACGGCGUGUCAGGCUCGUGCACCACCAAGACGUGCUGGACCACACUGCCACAGUUUCGGGAGCUGGGCUACGUGCUCAAGGACAAGUACAACGAGGCCGUUCACGUGGAGCCUGUGCGUGCCAGCCGCAACAAGCGGCCCACCUUCCUGAAGAUCAAGAAGCCACUGUCGUACCGCAAGCCCAUGGACACGGACCUGGUGUACAUCGAGAAGUCGCCCAACUACUGCGAGGAGGACCCGGUGACCGGCAGUGUGGGCACCCAGGGCCGCGCCUGCAACAAGACGGCUCCCCAGGCCAGCGGCUGUGACCUCAUGUGCUGUGGGCGUGGCUACAACACCCACCAGUACGCCCGCGUGUGGCAGUGCAACUGUAAGUUCCACUGGUGCUGCUAUGUCAAGUGCAACACGUGCAGCGAGCGCACGGAGAUGUACACGUGCAAGUGAGCCCCGUGUGCACACCACCCUCCCGCUGCAAGUCAGAUUGCUGGGAGGACUGGACCGUUUCCAAGCUGCGGGCUCCCUGGCAGGUCACUGCCUGGAUCUUCACAGGGAACCGCAGGAAUGCUGAGCUUGUCUUUUCUGCUGAGGAGGGUACUUUUCCUGGGUUUCCUGCAGGCAUCUGUGGGGGAAAAAAAUCUCUCAGAGCCCUCAACUAUUCUGUUCCACACCCAAUGCUGCUCCACCCUCCCCCAGACAGAGCCCAGGUCCCUCCGCUGCUGGAGCGAAGCCUUUUGCAGCAGGAACUCUGGACCCCUGGGCCUCAUCAUAGCAAUAUUUAACAAUUUAUUCUGAUAAAAAUAAUAUUAAUUUAUUUAAUUAAAAAGAAUUCUUCCA
Molecule: messenger RNA, 1706 nt
Organism: Gorilla gorilla gorilla (western lowland gorilla)
Lineage: Eukaryota; Metazoa; Chordata; Mammalia; Primates; Hominidae
Gene: WNT7A
Product: Wnt family member 7A
Exons: 4
Coding region: 267-1316 (349 amino acids)
Biological process (GO): cell fate commitment; canonical Wnt signaling pathway; multicellular organism development
Cellular component (GO): extracellular region
Molecular function (GO): cytokine activity; frizzled binding
Source: RefSeq, a predicted model, not a curated record